AUGCCCAGAGAGCGGAACCCGAUGAAAAUCGUUUCCUUUAAGAUGAUUUACUCGGUGAAAAUUGGCAUGAGACUAGCAUUGGAUCCGGAUACUCGAGAAGCUGUCGUGAUGCUGACGAAUCGUCUGAUUUGUCGCUGUUCAAUACGUACUGGAGAGAACAAAACCUUUAUGAUUGACAGCGACAUCACACCCGACGAACUGCGACAGUCCAGCGAUUUUUAUCUACUUGCAGACAACAUUGCCGUCCUACUAACUUACAAUGUUGAAAACUACCACUUCUCUCAACACGUCCUCUUAUUGAAUGACAUUACCGAAAAUGCAACGCUGAUUAUGAAACGUACGAUGACUCUGCCAGCCCUCAACUCUGGCCUUACCGUUGGUAUGGGCCUUCUCGACGAAGGUUUUUUGAUGGUGACCGGAUACACUGGUCCGGAAGGAAUCCAUCGACAAGUGGUUGGGCAUUUGAUCGCAGCUGACCCGCUAAAUGCAUCGGUUUUUCCUAACAAGGACGUCACCCCCAUGAUAAGACAAUUCGAACGAUUUCUUGUAAACCGUGAUGAGGACUUAGGCAUAUUCCCAUCAGGAAUUUUGGCUGAGAAGAACGGGCUUGUUUUUCUGCUUAAGAAGUACGAUACCUCCGAAUUCGAUCUGUUUGAGAGUACAUUAGUCGGAAGAGCAUCAUUUGCAUCAAAAAUAAGUACGGUACAUUGUGAACUGAUUCCUCUAGACAACUCUUCGGUGUUUAAGGUGAUUACAAUUUUGCUUCGAUUCGUGCUUUGGGUGCGUCGACUAGAUGGAGGAUUUUCACUGUAUGUCUACAUGAAAGUACUACGUUGGAUGUAUGGACCGUCUAUGAUACCCAUCACAGCACCACCACCAACAUUCAAUAUGUACGGUCUCGAUAUGAAUUCGUUCAAAUUCAAACAAGUUCCGAUUAAACCAAAACUGUAUUCAAGUGAGAACUCGUUCAUCAGUUAUCCUCUGGCUAUCGAUUGUGAUCGAAGUGGAGGAGUUAUUACUGCAGAACUAGGGUCGUCACUCAAGCUGUUCGUGAAAAACUCUGAUAAUCGGGUCGGUGGUCUUCCUGCACCGCAAGCGUCUGACUGCUGUAAUGGCGAUGCUGGUGUAGAGGCAAAGAUUCGACAUCGUACACUGGCGUGGUAUCCGGAACUAAAGAUGCAGAAACGAUCAAUAACUCAGAGGAAUUACAUGAGCUUUGACCGCUCGCAAAUAAGACGACAUCCUGCAUAUUCUGGAGCUGGGAUCCAGCUAUCAGCAGAGGAUUUACUGAAACGGAAAGCAAAAUAUAAAGAUAAACAUAUCGUUUGGGAAACAGAGUGUCCAGUGUUCGUCGUAUACGGUUACGAUCCAUGUCGAGGUGAACUGGAUUACGAUGAGAACACUAUGGACGAUCUGAGCUACAAAGAAGCAGAAGAGAUUGAAAAGAAUAUCGACAAGGUAACUGAACUGUAUUUUAGUUAUGAAAGGACUCUUAGAAAACUCAAUUAA
Messenger RNA from Angiostrongylus costaricensis, 1509 nucleotides. The record is from the annotation of a GenBank genome assembly. Lineage: Eukaryota; Metazoa; Nematoda; Chromadorea; Rhabditida; Metastrongylidae.